Messenger RNA from Cryptosporidium muris RN66, 1938 nucleotides. Its product is annotated as ABC-2 type transporter family protein. NCBI's taxonomy places the organism in Eukaryota, Apicomplexa, Conoidasida, Eucoccidiorida, Cryptosporidiidae. The record is from RefSeq and is a predicted model, not a curated record. Gene Ontology annotation, molecular function: ATP hydrolysis activity; ATP binding; ABC-type transporter activity. The transcript has a single exon. Gene Ontology annotation, cellular component: membrane. The coding region runs from base 1 to 1938 and encodes 645 amino acids.
AUGAUGGUAUCUGGAGAAUAUGAAUCGAAGACCCAAAGAAAUAGUAUAUUUCAAGAAAAAUUGAAUAACGGUAUAUAUCUAGGAGCUAAGAAUAUAUCUUACACAAUAAGAAAUGGGAUAUAUGUUCAAAAGAUAACACACAUUUUAAAUGAUAUUAACUUUGUGGCAGAACCUGGUAAGGUUGUUGCUAUACUUGGACCUAGUGGAAGUGGUAAAACAUCAUUAUUAAAUAUUUUAGCGGGGAGAAUCAAAUCUAAGGGUCAAAGAUUAAUUGGUGGUCAAAUAUAUAUUAAUGGGAAGAAAGUAACUAAUAGUGAAUUACGUAGUUGUAGUAAUUUUGUUAUGCAGAAUGAAGUAAUGUUACCAUAUUUAACGGUGCAAGAGACAUUGAAUUUAUCUGCUCAACUCAGACUACCAAAUUGUACAGCCCAUGAAAGACAUGAAAGAAUCAAUUUAAUUAUAUCAGAUCUUGGUUUGUCACAUUGUAGGAAUAAAAUUGUAGGAGAUAAUGAAAUAAAAUCAUUAUCAGGUGGAGAAAGAAGAAGAGUUGCAUUAGCUAUUGAAUUAAUAAGUGAUCCAUAUCUAUUAUUUAUAGAUGAACCAACUAGUGGUCUUGAUGCCUUCCUUUCACUUCAAAUUCUACAAUUAUUAUUAAAAUUAGCUAAAUCAGGACGUACAAUUGUAUGCAGUGUUCAUCAACCACGUUCUCAAAUUUUCCAAUCAUUUAAUGAAAUAUUACUACUUUCCAAAGGUGAAUCAAUAUUUUAUGGAUCUGUAAAAGAUUGUAUUGAUUUUUUUGAAAUAAAUAAUUAUACUGUGCCACAAAAUUAUAAUCCUUCAGAUUACUUUUUGGAUCUACUUGUUCCUAAAUCUACAGUAAAUAGACACUUUUCAAAUACUCGUAAUGAUUUUAUAACUUAUGAAAAUCUUAGAAUACUCUCAAAAAAGUUUUCAUCUUCUGAAUAUUCUAAUAAAGUCUUAAGUAACAUUGAUUGGCAAAUAAAUUCUCAACUUCAACCAUGGAAACCUGCUUUAAUAUUUAAUAAACAUACUAAAGGAUUUUUUAAUAAUCUAUUAAGACCUUUUUAUGUUUUAUCAAUUAUAUUUAAAAGAACUUUUAUAAAUCAUUCAAGAAAUUUCUUAGGAUCAUUUACUUUGAAUAGUUGUAUCAAUAUUAUAACUGCACUUAUUGUGGGUGGAAUUUUUUUUCAACUUCCCGUUUAUGGUGAUUCAUCAAUACAUGCAAUAACUAAUGUAUAUAAUAUUGUUGGUGCAUUAUUUUUUAUCUUAUCAUUUUCAUCUUUUAAUUCUCUUAUGUGUUUAGAAUCUAUUUCAAAAUAUAGAAUAAUAUUUAAUAGAGAAAGAGCAAAUGGACUUUAUGGUACAAUGGAAUUUAUGAUUGCAAAGGAACUUGGAGAUUUCAUCUUUUAUUUCAUUCCUCCACUAUUUUUUAGUGUUAUUUAUUUUUUUAUGACUGGUGCAGGUAAUGUCUCAUAUAAUAAUUGGACAAUGGUGCAACAAUUUUUUGUAUACCAGGUGAUUGUACAAUGUAUUAUAUGGGCAUCUAUUGGAAUUAGCUAUUUUAUUAGUUCUCUAACUACAUCCUUAGAAUUAGCUCAAGGAAUUGCCCCAAUUAUUAUGGUUUUGAUGAUGGUUGUUAGUGGAUUUUAUUUAACUACUAAUAGAAUUUCAGUAUGGAUAUCUUGGUUCCAAUAUUUAUCAUUUGUAAAAUUUGGAUAUGUUGCACUUUUAUUAAAUAGUUUUCCACCAAAUAAUCAAUGGGGACCAUUAACUACAAACGAAAUACUUUAUCAAUUAUCAAUAUCUGAUACUUCAAUAGGUACUAAUAUAGGAAUUAUUAUUGGAUUAGGAUUUGCCUAUCGUUUCUUAGCAUUUAUUAUAUUUAGUAAUAUAUAUAAAAGUGUUGGUUUAGAAUAA